CUGACUCACCAGACUGGUGACCAAAUAACUGGAAAUCUACCCACACCCAGUUCAUCCCUGCUCCCCUAAGGCUUACAGAGGGUUGUUAGAAUUGACUGCCUAGGAGGUACUGACCGGGUGCCCACCACUUCUCGCAGGUCCCUGCUUCUCUUAGCCAUGGCUCCAAAGCGCAAGCUCCAAGUGCAGCAUGAGGGUCCUGAGAAGAAGAAGGGGCGACAGGGGGCAGAAGAGGAGGACAGUUUCCGUUCCACUGCUGAGGCCCUCAAGGCCGCGCCCACAGAGAAGUGCAUAGCCCGAGUGGACCCCUCAUGUCCACUCAGCUGCAACCCUGGAACCCAGGUGCAUGAAGACUACGACUGUACCCUGAACCAAACCAACAUUGGGAACAACAACAACAAGUUCUACAUCAUCCAGCUGCUGGAAGAAGGUGACUGCUUCUUCUGCUGGAACCGCUGGGGACGCGUGGGAGAGGUGGGCCAGUCCAAGCUCAGCCGCUUCGUGUCACUGGAGGAUGCGAAGAAGGACUUUGAGAAGAAAUUUCGGGACAAGACCAAGAACAGCUGGGCAGAGCGGGAUCACUUUGUGGCCCACCCCGGCAAGUAUACACUUAUCGAAGUGCAGAGAGAGGACGAGGCCCAGGAAGUCGUGGUGAAGGUGAAGGUGGACGGAGGCCCAGUGAGGGCCGUGGUUCAGCAGGUGCGGCCCUGCUCCUUGGACGCAGCCACACAGAAGCUCAUCACCAACAUCUUCAGCAAGGACAUGUUUCAGAAUGCCAUGGCCCUCAUGAACCUGGAUGUGAAGAAGAUGCCACUGGGGAAGUUGAGCAAGCAGCAGAUCGCCCGGGGGUUCGAGGCCUUGGAGGCAGUGGAGGCGGCCCUGAAAGCCCCCGCAGACGGUGGGCACAGACUAGAGGAACUGUCCUCCCACUUCUACACUGUAAUUCCCCACAACUUCGGCCGCAGCCGACCCCCGCCCAUCAACUCCCCUGAGCUUCUGCAGGCCAAGAAGGACAUGUUGCUGGUGCUGGCAGACAUCGAGCUGGCACAGACCCUGCAGGCAGCCCCCGAGGAGAUAAAGAAAGUGGAGGAGGUGCCACACCCACUGGACCGAGAUUACCAGCUCCUCAAGUGCCAGCUCCAGCUGCUGGACCCAGAGAUGCCUGAGUACAAGGUGAUACAUGCCUACUUAAAACAGACUAGCAACAGCUUCAGGCCCCCUGCUCUUCAACACGUUUGGAAAGUGGACCGAGAAGGGGAGGGAGAUCGGUUCCAGGUCCACGCCAAGCUGGGUAAUCGGAAGCUACUGUGGCAUGGCACCAACGUGGCCGUGGUGGCUGCCAUCCUCACCAGCGGGCUCCGCGUUAUGCCACAUUCUGGAGGCCGUGUUGGCAAGGGCAUCUACUUCGCCUCAGAGAACUGCAAGUCGGCUGGCUAUGUUACUGGCAUGUCCUGCGGGGCCCAUCGCAUUGGCUACAUGUUCCUGGGUGAGGUGGCACUGGGCAGAGAGUACCACAUCACCGUCGACGAGCCCAGCUUGAAGCAGCCACCCUCUGGCUUUGACAGUGUCAUUGCCCGUGGCCACACAGAGCCUGAUCCAACCCAGGACACUGAGCUGGAGCUAGAUGGCCAGCGAGUAGUGGUGCCCCAGGGCCAGCCCAUGCCCUGCCCAGAGUUCAGAAGCUCCAGCUUUUCCCAGAGCGAAUAUCUCAUCUACCAGGAGAGCCAGUGCCGCCUGCGCUACCUGCUAGAGAUUCACCUCUGAGCUGUCCACCCAACCCUCCCGCCCCCUGCCAGGAGCUCGACCAUCAUCCUCAAUCCCAUAUCCACUUCCUGCUCUCACAUCUCCCUCCUGUGUUCCAGUGAUCCCCUCUCUGUUGGUUCUGGCAUGGCUGUGGCCUCAGUCUCACCUCCUAAGGUGAUGGGUGUGAUGGACUGCAACACGAUGCACCUGUUCAAGGCUGUGUAGUUAGAGGGGCACAAACUGAAAGUGGGUGGGUCCCACAUCCACCCAGGCCAUCUACUCUGACCUAACUGUCCAUCCAAGAGAGGUGAGAUGAUGGAUUUCCCUGGCGGUCCAGUGGUUAAGACUCUGCUUUCACUGCAGGGUACACAGGUUCAACCCCUGGUCGGGGAACUAAGAUCCCACAAGAUGUGUGGCAAAAAAUAAAUGAAUAAACAAGAGAGGUAGGCUGCACAUCAGGCAUGCACAGGCAAGUUUAUUAAACAUUGUAUUGGCGUACUCCCUGGCCUCUGCUUGUCUGUGCCAUAGCUGCACCAGGCCCGGGCCUCCUUGCUCUCCAGGGCGACUCGCCACGCCACACAGCAUUUCCAGCCCCACUCCAGGGAGUGACCACCAUACUCACAUAGUCAUACACACACUCCCACCCACUGUGGUCACAGUCUAUGUUGGUCCUUGCAACAACUGUCCUCCUCUGAUCAUUGAGCCUCUGAAAGGGACCCUUCCCAUCCACUCAAGAGCUGUUAGUCAUGUGGGGACCCAUCUGGUGAUUUCUUCAGUUCAGACACAGCCAGGCAAAUCAAGCAUUUCUCGUGUCUUGCCACCAAACACCCAUGUGUGUCUUUUAUCUAUUAUAAAUGAGUUGAGAAUAUUUGUGAGGGGUUCAACUCUGCUGUCAUGAAAGGAAUGGUAAUUAUCAACCCAGGUUACUCUGUCCACAAACAGGAGGAGCAGACCCUAGACAGCAGGUCAGGAUCCAGUGCUGGGUCAUACCCUGCAUUUUGUUGUCAUUCUCUUUGAUUUCCUUUAAUCUGAAACCAUUUUUGAGCCUUUUCUUUUUCCUCCAUAACUUUUGACACUCUUGACACUCCUAAAGAGUACAGGUCAGUUGUUUUAUAGACUCUCUCAGUUCAUGUUUGUCUGAUAUUUUGGAAUAAUUAGAUUCAGGCAUUGCAGUUUGGCAGGAACAUUACGUGAAUGACAUGUCCUUGGUGUACUAUAUCAGGAGGGACAUAUCCCAUCCUUGGUGAUGUAACUUUGAUUGCUCAAAGUCGUGUCCACCAGGUUGUUCCACUAGGAAGUUAUCAUUUCCUCCAUUUGUAAUUGAUCAGUAAUCUGUGGGGAAAUAUUUUGAGGUGUAAAUGUCCCAUUCCUUAUCAACUUUCACCUACUAGCUUUUACAUUUAGUGACGAUUUUUACCUGAAAUUGAUGACUUUAAUGAAUUUUUGCUAAGAUGGUUGCAAAUUUUUAUCUAAUUCCAUCAUUUCUUCUAUAUUUAUUAAUAACAGUCACCUUUCUUUCCUUAUUAUCAGUAUGGACCUGUGGGUUCCGAUUAUAUUCACUGGGUUCCAAUCCAUUAUGGUUACUGUUUUGAUCCUCAAAUUGUCCCUGCUUUGGCCAGCAGAAGGUCCUUCAGGCUAACUCCUGUGUCUACACUAUUUUGUGAGCAUUUCCUUAUGUUCUGGUUAUUACAUGAUGUUCCAGGCUCAUCUUGUACAAACCUAGAAUCAGCCAUUUCUCCACAGGGGUUCCCUAGAGCAGGGGAUGAUAUUGAGAAUCCAAAAUCUGGGCAGAGGUAUGCUCCUUGGAACUGCGUGUCAUUGCUUUUAAGUCCUGGUAGCAAAGAGGACUAAGAAAUAUGUACAUGUAAAUAAACACAUCUCUCUCUGUUUCUCCAA
This is a messenger RNA of Dama dama (fallow deer), 3636 nucleotides long. RefSeq names its product poly(ADP-ribose) polymerase family member 3 (gene PARP3). Bases 157 to 1761 code for a protein of 534 amino acids. Gene Ontology annotation, molecular function: NAD+ poly-ADP-ribosyltransferase activity. NCBI's taxonomy places the organism in Eukaryota, Metazoa, Chordata, Mammalia, Artiodactyla, Cervidae. The transcript has 11 exons. Gene Ontology annotation, cellular component: site of double-strand break. The record is from RefSeq and is a predicted model, not a curated record.